Trichoderma reesei QM6a is the source of this 1947-nucleotide messenger RNA. RefSeq names its product X-Prolyl aminopeptidase. NCBI's taxonomy places the organism in Eukaryota, Fungi, Ascomycota, Sordariomycetes, Hypocreales, Hypocreaceae. The transcript has 4 exons. The record is from RefSeq and is a predicted model, not a curated record. Bases 85 to 1947 code for a protein of 620 amino acids. Gene Ontology annotation, molecular function: metalloaminopeptidase activity.
CUCGUAGCAGCAGCUCCGAGUCUUGCCUCUAGAUUACUGCGGACGUCACCGGGUCGAUCCAUCAGCCGCCUCGCAACCGUAGCCAUGGGCAAAGCAAACACAACGCAGAAGCUUGCCAAGCUACGGGCCCUGAUGAAGGAGCACAACGUCCAAGUAUACGUCGUGCCCUCCGAAGACAGCCACAGCUCCGAGUACAUUGCCGCAUGCGACGCUCGGCGAGAAUUCAUCAGCGGCUUCACGGGCUCUGCUGGUUGCGCAGUCAUCACGGAGACUGCUGCCGCUCUGGCGACGGACGGCCGUUACUUCAACCAGGCUACCCAGCAGCUGGACGACAACUGGACGCUGCUGAAGCAAGGGCUUCAGGACGUUCCCACGUGGCAAGAAUGGGCGGCUGAGCAGGCGGCCGGGGGCAAGACGGUUGCCGUGGACUCGACCUUGGUCACGGCCUCUAUAGCGAAGAAGCUUGCGGAGAAGAUUCGCAAAAGCGGCGGCUCCGACCUGGUGCCCCUCGACAUCAACCUGGUGGAUGCCGUUUGGGCCGAGGACAGGCCUGCGCGACCUCAGCAGCGCAUCACCGUGCUGUCUGACAAGUUCGCCGGCAAGUCCGUCCAGAGCAAGUUGUCCGACGUCUUCUCUGAGCUUGAGAAGAAGCGAUCGCCGGGACUUUUCAUUUCCAUGCUUGACGAGGUGGCGUGGCUAUUCAACCUCCGCGGUAGCGACAUUCCUUACAACCCAGUCUUCUUCUCAUACGCUGUGAUCACGCCAAAGGGAGCGGCCCUGUACGUUGACGAAUCAAAGCUGGACGAGGAGUGCAGGGAGCACUUGAACAAGUGCAAUGUGGCCAUCAAGCCAUACGAGAGCUUUUUUCGCGAUGCGGAACUUCACCACCAGCAGUUUGUUGCCUCCGCCCAGAGUGCAGAGGGGGCGAGCCCAUCAGGCAGCUUCCUCAUGUCGAACAAGGGUUCCUGGGCCUUGAAGAGGGCGCUGGGAGGAGACGGCGCAGUCGAGGAGAUCCGCAGCCCUGUUGGAGACGCCAAAGCCAUCAAGAACGAGACCGAAAUGGAGGGGAUGCGGGCGUGCCAUAUCAGAGACGGUGCCGCUCUGAUCGAGUACUUUGCCUGGCUUGAAGACCAGCUCAUCAACAAAAAGACUGUGCUGGACGAAGUACAAGCUGCCGAUAAACUGGAAGAAUUGCGAUCCAAGCACGAGCACUUUGUCGGCCUUUCAUUCCCAACCAUUUCAUCAACGGGUGCCAACGCGGCAGUUAUCCAUUACGGCCCCGAGCGUGGAAACUGCGCUGUUAUUGACCCCGAAGCCAUAUAUCUGUGUGAUUCAGGAGCACAGUACUUGGAUGGCACCACUGACACGACACGGACCUUGCACUUUGGAGAGCCAUCGGAGGCCGAGAGGGAAGCUUACACACUUGUUCUGAAAGGAAACAUAGCCCUGGACGUGGCCAUUUUCCCAAAGGGGACGACUGGCUUUGCUCUCGAUGCUCUGGCCAGGCAACAUCUCUGGAAAACCGGAUUGGACUACCGACAUGGCACUGGCCACGGCGUUGGAUCUUUCCUGAACGUCCACGAGGGCCCGAUCGGCAUCGGCACCCGAAUUCAGUACACCGAAGUCCCGUUGGCGCCUGGCAAUGUCAUCUCGAAUGAGCCGGGAUACUAUGAGGAUGGGCGCUUCGGCAUUCGAAUUGAGAACAUCGUCAUGGUCAAAGAGGUGAAGACGAAAUAUGCCUUUGGCGACAAGCCAUUCCUGGGAUUUGAGCAUGUGACAAUGGUCCCCUAUUGCAGGAACCUGAUCAACGAGAGCAUGCUUUCGGAGGCUGAAAAGACUUGGCUGAACACCUCCAACGCAGAGAUACUGGAGAAGACCAAGGGAUUCUUCGAGGGUGAUGCUCUCACGAUGGCCUGGCUGACACGGGAGACUCGGCCGAUCGAAUGA